AGCUACCUUCCUGCGCCGCUUCCGAGAGGGCGCCCUAGUCUCUACCCGGCCGGCAACGGCAGUGUUGGCGUCAGGGCGCGGUGGGGGCAAGACGGGUGACGGGCAGCUGGGCGGUGCCGGGCCGAGAAAGGCGCCUCACCUGGCGCCUCUCGCCUUCCUUUUCACCUCAGGUUGCAGAGAGCCGCCAGGGCAGGUGGAAGGGCCACGCCCCGCUCCCGCGAGGGGCACCGAGAGAUGCUGGGGGAGGGGCAGGGACCCCAACCCUAGACCAGUCCUGUAGGACACAAUGUCUGAACAAGAGCGUAUACAGGAAUGUCUGCGGAAGGAAAUAAGAUCACUUCUCAUUUCCACCAAGGAUGGUUUGAGCCCACAGGAGUUGGAGAAGGAGUACCUUUUGAUGGUUGGCAACCAUCUACCACUCCGAAUCCUUGGGUAUCGGUCCACUAUGGAGCUGGUAUUGGACAUGCCUGAUGUUGUUAGUGUCUGCCACGGUGCAGGUGGUACUGUAAUACUGAAAGCCAUUCCAGAUGAAUCUACCAAAGGAAUAGCAAGUUUAGUUGCAAAACAGAGGAGCAGCCAUAAGGUUCGAAACUCCAUGCAUAAGGGAAGACCUAGUGUUUAUUCUGGACCAAGAUCUCAUCGGCGAGUACCUUACCGAGGAAGGGUUGCCCCUAUUCUUCCAGCUGUUGUGAAGAGUGAGUUGAAGGACCUGUUGGCGUUAUCUCCUGUUCUCCUUUCUGAUUUUGAAAAGGCAUUUGCCAAAAGAUUUGGACGAUCAUUCCAGUACAUGCAAUAUGGAUUUCUCUCUAUGUUUGAAGUGCUGAAUGCAGCUUCAGAUGUCAUUUCUGUAGAGCAGACCAGAGCAGGUUCUUUGUUGAUGCUAAAGAAGAAUGUAACAGAGGAAAAGCAGAGAGGAUGUCCAGCAGGUAAAAUUUUUACCCAGCCAUUUAGAAUGAAACAAGGGUCAUACUCCGCAGGCUUUCCGGUAGCAAAGGCAUGCUUUUCACAACCCACUUCAAACAUGGAACCACAGAAGCAAAUAAUGAGCAUGGAAAAGACUUCCAAGUUAAAUGUAGUGGAGACUUCAAGGCUGAAUCAUACUGAAAAAUUAAACCAGACCCAUGCAAAUGCCCAAGAAAAUGUGAAAAUAGGGGAAAACCCUCAGAAGCUUGAUAGGGAGCCAUGCACUUGCCAAAACUUGGAGGGGUUUCCGCUGAAUGCUGUGCCAAUGAUAUUGGAUGAAAAGAAGAGUAGUCAGUGCCAGAGGGAGAAUCCUGCAAUGCUGGAGAACACAUUCAAAUCAGUUAUUGCACAAAUUGGACCUGGAGGAACUAUCAGUUCAGAACUAAAACAUAAGAUAAAAUUUGUUGUAUCUAAGUUCCCAGAGGGUUUGUUUAUUUCUAAACUGCUUGGAGAGUAUGAGGUGAUUUUUAAAGAGCAACUAUCACCAAAAAAAUUAGGCUUCUUAAAUGUGACAGAACUUGUUGGAGCUCUUAGUGACAUUCUCCAUGUUGAGUUCAGGGAAGGACAGCAAGACUUACUAGUAUUUGAUGUGGAUAAGAAGCCUCUACCACCUGUUCAAUCAGAUAAGAAAAUAGAAGCCAAAGCUUGUGUCUCCAGUCCACCUAGAAAUUCAUUGUCUACUGUUGCUGUCAAAGAGACUGUAUGGAAUUGCCCUUCAAAAAAACAAAAAGAGCCACAACAGAAGAUUUGCAAGAAGCCUAAUGUGGUAGUAAAGCCUUUACAGCUGCAAGUAGAAACAAACAAAUCACAGCUCAACCUGGCAAUGGCAAAUCAUGACAUCCCACCAGAUGCUGUGCCGGACAAGAAAUUAUGCAGACUCCCACCAUUAGACACCAGUUCCCUCGUAGGGGUCUUUGUGGAGUAUAUCAUCUCUCCCAGUCAAUUCUACAUCCGUAUCUAUAGCAGGGAUUCGUCAGAGUUACUCGAAGACAUGAUGAUUGAAAUGCGGCGCUGUUAUUCUAAUCAGCUGGUUUCUGAUCGAUAUGUCAUGCCAGAAUGUUUUAUUCAGCCGGGACAUCUCUGUUGUGUGAGGAUUUCUGAGGAUAAGUGGUGGUAUCGGGUCAUUAUCCAUCGAGUCCUUGGGAAACAGGAAGUUGAAGUAUUCUACCCAGACUUUGGAAAUAUUGGAAUUGUUCAGAAGUCCUCCCUGAGGUUCCUCAAGUGCUGCUACACAAAGCUUCCAGCUCAGGCUAUCCCUUGUUCUUUGGCUUGGGUGAGACCAGUAGAGGAACACUGGACAUCGAAAGCUAUUUUGCAGUUCCAGAAGUUGUGCGGUUUGAAGCCAUUAGUAGGGGUAGUGGAUGAAUAUGUAGAUGGAAUCCUUAACAUUUUUUUGUGUGACACAUCCUCAAACGAAGAUAUCUAUUUCCAUCAUGUCUUGAGAACAGAGGGCCAUGCUAUUGUAUGCCGAGAAAAUAUCUCUUCUAAGGGUUUCAGUGAGCUCAACCCUUUAGCUUUAUACACGAAAUCCAGUGGAGGGCCAGAGGACAUUGUCUUGACAGAACUGGGUUAUCCUUCCCAGCAGCACUAUUUUAAUGAAGACCGAAAGAUAAGUCCACAGUCAAAAGAGAGUGAGUUACAUAUCCUGCAAGAUAUUAAUGAUGAAAAGUGUUUAAGUCAUCUUAAAUCUGAGUCAAAGGAGCCAUUAAAGGAUUCUGAAUUUGAUUCUUUGAAAACCUGUAAUAAGAGCUUUGAAGAAGAUCCAAAGUGGUCCAACCCAGAGCCAAAUGAUCUGAAGGAAGAAAAUGAGGAUGAGAUCCCCACGGGAAUGCCAUGCCUGGAGUCAGUGACCAUAGGUGAUGAUAUUUGGGAUGAGAACUGGUUACCUCUACAGGCUAAGAUGGGAAAAGGAGGUGAUGCUGUCUCCCAUCUAUUUACUGCAAGUGUUGAUGGAAAGAAUCAGUAUUCAUCACGUAAAGAAAUGCCACAGAAGGACUGGUGUUUUUCUAUCCCCAAAGAUACAUGGGAUGAUUCUUGGCAGCCUUCAGGCCUUGUAAAUGGAACGAAAGUAGUUCAUAAACCAGAAGUACUGAGUGCUCAGCAAAAAAAUACUGGUACAAACAGGACUCAAAAGCAACUAGACAUAAAUGGUUCUUCAGAUUCUUCCACACUGCCCAAAUUGGAAGAAUUCUAUACCUCUCUCACCCAGUCAGAGGACCAGAGCCAGUCCGAACCCAACAAUAGUCAGACUCAGCCAAAGCAAAUUCAGCUUUCCACAGCAGUAGUACCCCGUUCAACUCCUGCAGUGGAUGAUUCUGCAGAAAAGCCCUCUGGUUCUGUGGAAAGCUCACCAGAGAUCCUAAAGAAUGAAGAUUUUUCUAGCAGCCAUGCUGUUACAGUGUACAAAGACAAGAGCCAAGAAUCCAUGGACCAGCUGUCUUUGAUUUUGUCUUAUGAGUGCCAGAUUUCUCAGAAGCUCUACAUUCCUCGAAGUACAGCCACUGCUGCCUUAGGUGCUGCCGCACGGUUAGCUACAUCCAGGAGCCUCCUACACUGGUACCCCAGUGUGAAAAGGAUGGAAGCAUGAGGGAGGGAGGGGAGGAGGGAGAAAAACAGAAUCCAGCCGCUUAGGCCUUGAUGAACUCCCAGGCCAAAAUGAGGAGGUAUUGACACAAAAUUGUAUCUUGAUUGUUGUUGAUACUUUUGUCUUUCUGUGGCUAUAUGUUAGCUUUAUUAUGCUAACAGUCUACUUUGAUGUGUAAGUAUUGAUAUUUACUGUUGAUCUUGAUUUUUCUUGAUUUUGUUUUAUUCUGUGUUGUUUUGUUCACCUUUGUUUUUAAUGUAGUUUAAAGGAAUUUGUUUUUUGUGUGUGUUUGUUUUUCUUGUACAUUAUCAUGACUGAUAAAUGAAAAUUGAAAAACUAA
Molecule: messenger RNA, 3887 nt
Organism: Macaca mulatta (Rhesus monkey)
Lineage: Eukaryota; Metazoa; Chordata; Mammalia; Primates; Cercopithecidae
Gene: TDRD5
Product: tudor domain containing 5
Biological process (GO): germ cell development
Source: RefSeq, a predicted model, not a curated record